UUAUGCUUUCGGUGGCCGAAAUUCAAUCUUUGGUUGCCUUCGGUCAAUCAGUCGCUGUCGGCUGUCGGUGGCCAUAGGCCAUCGGUUUAAAACAGUUUAUACCGCAAUUGGUCUGCUAUCAGAGAAUGUGCUUUCUGAAAUUUUAGUGUCGCAACAUUCGCUAUAGACGAGGAACGCGUCUCAUCUCGCUUUUUUCUGGCUAAAAUCGACGAAUUGACAGACGAUGGCAUCACUUAGAUUAUUUGUAGCAGGGGCAAGUGUCGUAGGUGCUGGUACUCUCACUUCACACUUUCUUUUGUCAGAUACUACAGUACACGCUGAAAAGGGAAAACCAAGGCCGCCUCGAAGGACUUUACCAACACGAGAGGAUCAAGUAAAGACUUUAAAGUCGCAAGAGUACGAUGUAUUGAUAAUCGGAGGUGGUGCGACAGGGGCAGGAUGCGCUCUGGAUGCUUGCACGCGAGGUUUGAAGACUGCAUUGGUCGAAGCCGACGACUUUGCAUCUGGGACUUCUUCCCGAAGCACAAAGUUAAUUCACGGCGGUGUACGAUAUUUGCAAAAAGCCAUCAUGCAAUUGGACAUCGAGCAAUACAGAAUGGUAAAAGAAGCACUUCACGAACGUGCGUCGAUGCUGCAGAGCGCACCGCAUUUGGCGCACCCAUUACCCAUUAUGCUGCCAGUUUAUACAUGGUGGCAGAUUCCUUAUUAUUGGUUCGGCAUUAAGAUGUACGAUCUGGUAGCAGGUAGCAAAACAGUGAAGUCGUCGUACUAUCUGAGUAAAUCAAACGCUUUAGAACUUUUUCCGAUGCUGAAAGGCGACAAACUGACGGGAGCUAUUGUCUACUACGAUGGCCAGCAAGACGAUGCUAGAAUGAAUUUGGCAAUCGCUCUGACAGCUUCAAGACAUGGGGCGACAGUUGUAAAUCACGUUAAAGUGGUUAAUCUGCUGAAAGGUCUCGACAAGGAUGGCAAACGUGUCCUCGUGGGUGCUCACCUCAAGGAUGAACUUACGGGAGAGGAAUGGGACGUAAAGGCUAAGGCGAUAAUCAACGCGACUGGCCCCUUUACCGAUCAUAUCAGAAAGAUGGACGAUCAGAACGUUCAGUCUAUCUGCUCUCCGUCUUCUGGAGUUCACAUAGUGCUGCCAGGAUAUUACAGUCCCGACCAGAUGGGUCUACUCGAUCCAGCGACGAGCGACGGCCGUGUUAUCUUCUUUUUGCCAUGGCAAAAGCAAACUAUUGCGGGAACGACCGAUCUACCAUGCGAGGUAACGCAUAAUCCUCGGCCCACAGAAGACGAAAUCAUGUUCAUCCUACAGGAAGUAAAAAACUAUUUAAAUCCUGACGUCGAGGUACGCCGCGGGGACGUUCUCUCCGCCUGGAGCGGUAUCAGACCGCUCGUUUCCGAUCCGAACAAACCAAACACGCAAUCGCUUGCCAGAAAUCAUAUCGUGCACGUUAGUCCUACGAAUCUCAUCACGAUAGCAGGCGGCAAAUGGACGACUUACCGAGCGAUGGCUCAAGAAGCUAUUGACGCGACCAUAAAAGCUUGCGACUUACAACCAGAAAGACCUUGCCAAACCGAUGGCUUCCUUCUGGAAGGUGCUCAGGGUUGGAGUCCUACAAUGUACAUUAGAUUGGUGCAGGACUUUGGUUUAGAAUGCGAAGUCGCGCAACACUUGUCUAAGAGCUACGGAGAUCGUGCGUUCGCCGUAGCUAAAAUGGCUUCUCUGACAGGGAAACGGUGGCCGAUUAUUGGAAAAAAGAUUCAUCCGGAAUUCCCAUACAUCGAUGCUGAAAUACGUUACGGUGUACGAGAAUACGCUAGAACUGCGAUCGAUAUGAUCGCGCGUCGGUUAAGACUCGCUUUUCUCAAUGUGCAAGCAGCUCAAGAGGCAUUGCCAGUCAUCAUAGAUAUCAUGGCCGAGGAGUUGCAUUGGUCGACGGAGGAGAAGAAGAAGCAACAUCGUGAGGCCAGCGAAUUUCUCGCACAGGAAAUGGGUCAAAUGGUGAACCGUGCUUCUCGUGACAAGAUUCCCAUCAAUCUCACCAAAGACGAGAUCCAGCUCUACAUCAAGCGCUUUGGAAUUAUAGACAAGGACAAAAAGGGAUAUGUGUCUAUUAAUGAUAUUCGACGAGGAUUAAAGGUAUUAGGUAUAAGAAUGAACCAGGACGAGAUGCACAGCUUGUUGAAUGAAAUUGAUCUUACUUACAACGGUCAAAUGGAAUUACAAGACUACUUGCAGCUCUUUGGAGAUAAGGAAGUACCGGGUGAAGAACUUCACGAAAUUCUACGCGAAAUCGACACCAAUAUGAAUGGUCAAGUUGAAUUGGAUGAAUAUCUUCAGAUGAUGUCAGCUAUAAAGUCUGGUCAUGUGGCAUAUUCACGUUUCGCACGGAUGGCUGAAAUGGAGGAAGCGCAGCACGAAAAAGAAAUGCUCAAGAAACAAAUAAGUGUCGAGAGAUCGGGUGGAGGACUGUGAAGAGAAACCCAUCUCCUUAUAGGCUGCAAAGUUUUGAAAAAUAUGUUUGUUUUACAUCCGUGUUUGAUUUGACGUUUCAUCAUAUGUAUUUAUUAUAGAGUACAAGUACAUCGAAUCAAGCGCACAUACGUUUAUCUGUGUAUGUGCACCAAAAUCAACAAUCAAAUAAUCUCUUACAAAAAAUAAAAGUCAUGAAUAUAAUAAUUAGAAAACUAUACAAAUAAGUUUAAACUACACAAGCAAUUUGAUAUUAAAUAAUUCACAACACUCUGACUAGAACUUUAUCGUAUCUUCUCUUUACAUGCAUCCUCCACAUGUAGAUUUUUAUCAAUAAACAAAAUUAAAAUUACAUGUAUGUAUUCAUGCACACCAGUAAUUAAAAUUGUGUGUGUGUACACAUAUUUUAAAGGAAAAAUUUUAAAUCUGUCUAAGACUUUCUUUGUAAUGCGGCGUGCAUGUUUUACUGCAUUACGUAUUAUGUACAAAUUACAAAAUAUUCAUAUUCUAUUUGUAUUAUAUAUAUACAUAUAUGCAUGUACUGAUGCAUUAUAGAAAGUAUAAUUGUAUUCUAUUCUUGUAACGAGAGUGUACUCUAUGUAACAUAGGAACUUUACCAUGCUGAAUUGUUGUACAAUAUUUAUAUAUAAUAUUUAUAGUAUUUACAAUUGUACACGUUAUGUAUUAUUUAAUUCAAAAUCAUUGCUCCCUUUCGCCGAUAUUUAUCUGAAUUAAGAAUUGUGAAUAUAACGCAUUGUAAAAAAUGUUUCUAGUAUGUUAAAGAAAUCUUGUCAUUCAAUUUUUGAAACUAAACUUAUAAAUAAUUACACUAUUAUUUACAUUAUUAAACUUAAAUAAUAGCUUACACUAUUAUUUAUAUUAUUAAACUUAAAUAAUAGUUUACACUAUUAUUUACAUUACUGUGUAUCUCUAUCUUGUCAGUUACAUAUAUUAAGAUUGUAUAAAUUAUGGAUAUUGUAUAUUGCAAGAUUACUUAAUUUAUUAUCGUUGAUGCGAUUGAUAAGCAUGUUGUCUCGUCAUGAAUUAUUUCAUAAUUGUCACAUCAAUAAAGUUGAUGUCGAGC
This is a messenger RNA of Formica exsecta, 3563 nucleotides long. RefSeq names its product glycerol-3-phosphate dehydrogenase, mitochondrial (gene Gpo1). The transcript has 13 exons. Lineage: Eukaryota; Metazoa; Arthropoda; Insecta; Hymenoptera; Formicidae. Gene Ontology annotation, molecular function: glycerol-3-phosphate dehydrogenase (quinone) activity; calcium ion binding. The record is from RefSeq and is a predicted model, not a curated record. Gene Ontology annotation, cellular component: mitochondrion; glycerol-3-phosphate dehydrogenase (FAD) complex. Gene Ontology annotation, biological process: glycerol-3-phosphate metabolic process. Bases 224 to 2482 code for a protein of 752 amino acids.